Aspergillus welwitschiae is the source of this 1458-nucleotide messenger RNA. RefSeq lists its product as uncharacterized. Bases 1 to 1458 code for a protein of 485 amino acids. The record is from RefSeq and is a predicted model, not a curated record. The transcript has a single exon. Lineage: Eukaryota; Fungi; Ascomycota; Eurotiomycetes; Eurotiales; Aspergillaceae.
AUGAGGCGUUCUGGUCGCUCUGAACUUAAUACGCGGGAGAAGCGUCGCAAACGAUCGUCUAAUAUUCUAGACAGGACACCAGAAGAGAGCGGUCACCCGGACGGUGCGCGAGAGCAUGUUCACUCCAGAGCUGGCAAUAUUGUCGCUCCCCCCCCUCCUCCUCCUCCUCCUCCUCCUCCUCCUCCUCCUCCUCCUCCUCCUCCUCCUUUCGAAAUAGCAGAGGUACCGCCGUCAUCAAGGCCUCCAUCCAUUGAAGAAUGGAACAUGUCCGAUAUUUUCACCUUUCCAAGCCCGCGUGAUAGCUCACGGGAGAAUCUCUUCCCCCCUUGGUGGGUAUCAGAUAGCGUUGUUCCUUCGAUUCCCAAUUUGACCGAGUAUUUCCAACUGCCUGUCAAUGGAUCAGCAAGCCCGGGCGAUCAACCCGGAAUCCCCAAAGAUAGAAGCGCACCCUCAGGACUCGAGUCUCUGCGCGACAUUACUCAAGACCUCUCCAACGUCAACCUGUCGUUAUUGGACCUCAAGCAAUCCCUCCACGCCGAGCCAUGGGGUCCGAUGUUUGCAUCUCCAGCCGCCGUGAUCACUAAACUAAGCACCUGUGGCAGUGGUGACCAGCUGGACGGCACGCUCGCUCACGGGUAUCCAUUGAUCGAGAUAUUCAAGAAAACACAGCGCUUCAUCGACAUUGCAAAGCAAACAAGUGUUUAUUUCGCAUCACUGCCCACCACGUCUGCAUCAACGUCGACCUCGUCCUCCACAGGCCAGCCACCAUCACAUCCAGACAGCAACGGCACCUCAAGCCAGGGGUCAUCACCUUUCUCCCCACAAGUAGAUGGACAUCUUCCGUACCCUGCGUCUUCAACCAGCACAACACGUGGAAACCGACUAGUCCGCACAGCAAGCAGCUGCGAUUCACCCACCGCGCUUCUCCUCACUGCUGGCUACGCGCGGAUUCUCGACAUUUAUCUGACCGUCCUGACGCAGACGUCGCGUUUUGUUCACGCACUCUCCGUGCAGUCGAGGUCCGGGGGCCCGGACUAUCGCCAACGAAUGCACCCGGUUAUUCCACCGUUGCAGUGGGGUGGAUUCCGGCCUGCAAAUUACGGUGCCUUGCAGAUAUUAAUGAUCAUCCAGGUGAUCUCCUAUCUCCUCACGGAGGUUGAGCGGGCCCUUGGCGUCGACGAGUGGGAGCAUGAGAUGAUGGCGCGAGAGCGAUCCCAAUCUGCGGAGAGGAGAUCCCACUCUUAUCCUCAGGUGCAUGGGCAGUCCUGUCGAAGUGAUGAUUUCGAGGGAGACCGUGUUGUUCGAACUGGGGGGAGGUUGCUCAGCCCUGCUAUGAUUGAGCUUGUCGUUAAAGGGGAGGAGUCAGGAAACAGUGACUGCCAGAGGGGGAAGGUUGGGGUCUUGCGGAGAGAACUCCGACAGCUGAAGGAGGAGAUUGAGAAUAGUAUGCACAUUUAG